Podarcis muralis (Common wall lizard) is the source of this 3716-nucleotide messenger RNA. RefSeq names its product WD repeat domain 6 (gene WDR6). The record is from RefSeq and is a predicted model, not a curated record. Gene Ontology annotation, cellular component: cytoplasm. NCBI's taxonomy places the organism in Eukaryota, Metazoa, Chordata, Lepidosauria, Squamata, Lacertidae. Gene Ontology annotation, molecular function: protein binding. Gene Ontology annotation, biological process: tRNA methylation.
CGCGAUAUGGUGGCCCCUGUUUUGCUUCUCUCCCUCCCGGCGCUGCCACGCGGGUCUCGCCUCUCCCUCUGCGAGCGUGUGUGCGCGCCUUCCCUGCCUCUUCUCCAGGCUGUGCACGAAGCUCUGGCUGCAGCGCCCCUGCUUCGCUCAGCAUUAGGCUAGCUAGAAGCAUUCGGUGGCUCAAACCUGGGGGGCGACCAGGUGUUGCUGGGUCAAGACUCCCCCCCCCAUCCCUGACUUGAACCUCAUGCAGCUGCCGACUAUAGAUGUCUUGUGUAAGAGGAAGCGAAUCGACAGGAGCCCUCACUUCCGAUCCUUGUUCAGCAAUGGAAACUGAACUGCUGCUGGCUCCUAUCACUGCUCUGGAGAUUGUGGAUGAUCACCUUGUUGCAGGUGAAGGACCCUACCUUGCCAUCUACUCCCUGGAGCCUGAUGCCAGCCAGUCAGCAAGAUGCCGUAAGGAGGUCCUUCGCAACCAUAAUGUCCAUGGUAUCAAGGAGCAGCAGGAUGUGGCCCCAGGACCAACCGCCCUAGCUGUCUUUGGAGGCAAAGGCCUCGUCGUUUUAGAGCUCAGCUUCCGGGGCGGCACGGCAAAAGUAGCCGAACUCUUUCCUUUCCGCGAGCUGCAUGACUGGAUCUGGGACCUGCAGUGGUUGGAGGCACCCGGCUGUGUGGCUUUGGCCCUGGGCCACAACUCCUUGGCACUGUACGACUGCGCUGGCCAGAGGACCCUUCGAGAAGUCCACUGCCAGGAGAAGUGCAUCCUCUACUCAGCCCACCUGGUUGGGAGCAGCUGGGACACGCUGGUGCUGGUGGCUGGCACAGUCUUUAACCAGCUGGUGGUCUGGUGCGCGGCCGACCCGCCGGACGACGCAGGCAGGGUGAAGCCCCGAAGCAGGAUCAACGGGCACAAGGGCGUCAUCUUCAGCAUCUGUUUCUCAGAGAGCAAAAGCAUCUUGGCCUCGGCCUCAGAUGACAGGAGCCUGCGGCUGUGGGGCGUCGGCGACCUCAGGUCGCCCCCUGACCCUGUCCCGUGCUUGGUGGUGUGCUACGGGCACCAGUCUCGGGUCUGGGCGGUGCGCCUGCUGAGCAGUUACGUCCUCAGCAUUGGAGAAGACGCUGCUUGCCUCGUGUGGAACUACCAGGGCGAGAUCGUUGACCGUUUCAAAGGGCACAAGGGGCGCGGCCUCCGGGCAGUCGCCGCCCACGAGAGGCGGGGCUGGGUGUUCACAGGCGGGGCCGAUUCUGGCAUCAGGCAGUGGCUCCUUAAAGGGCAGAGCGACGGCGGGAACAGCCUCAUGCGGCUGGACUUCCCCUCACCUCGCCGAAAAGGAUCUCCCAGAGCGGUGAAGCUGGUGGAUGUAAACCACCUCCUUGUGAUGACGGACGCUGGGGCUGUCUACGCCUAUGACUUGACCUCCAAAGCCUGGGCGUUGGUCCUCGAGGAUGCUGCGUAUCGGUCCUACAGCCUCCUGGAAGUCUCCGUGCUCAUCAGUGGCGUGGUGGCGUGUGCCAUGGGCAACCUGUUGGGACAGGUUAAAGUCUUCCCUCUCUGCAGUCCCGCAGAAAGCAAGGAGCUGAAGCUGUACGAGGGGAAAGUGCACAGCCUGAGUUGGGCCUCCUAUGCAGGGCAGGAUCCCGGCGCUUGCAGCCUCUUCGUUUCCGGAGCAGCUGGUUCCCUGCUGUGGCUGGAGGUCUCUCUUGGCCCACCUGAGGGAGUCACUGUGGUGGUGAAGCGAUGCUUCCGCCUGCCGCUCUGCAAGCAGCGAUGGCACACGUGCGCCGCCUUCACGCCCCAGGGAGAGCUGCUGCUCUGCGGCGACCGCAGGGGCUCCCUCAUGCUGUUUGAGUGCAAGCCAGCUCAGGCCUUGAGCAGAGGAGCAGGAGUUGGCUCCUCGGACCCAGAGGGGGCCUCCGGUUUGCCCUGCCCAACCUUUCCUCUCGCAGGGGAAGAGCCGCUCGCUGAGGGCCCCGUCUCUCUGCUCUUCGGCCUGCACGGAAAGCUGGGCGUCACCUCCAUCACCUGCCACCAGGACUUCAUCUACAGCACCGGCCGGGACAGCUGCUACCGCCAGCUGCAGGUGCAAGGCCGCCAGCUGCGCGUGCUGAGGAAGCACAGGCCAUGCAAGGGCCUGGAGUGGCUGGAGGAGCUGCGCUUCGGCCCCGAUGGGAGCAUGUGGGUGCUGGGCUUCCACGCUGACCGCUUUGUUCUCUGGAGCGCCAGCAGCAACGAGAUGCUGCUGUCUGUCCCUUGCGGUGGCGGCCACCGCUCCUGGAGCUACGCCCACCGCCUCCAGGCGGGAACCUUUGCCUACGUCAAAUCCGGGGAUGUGGUGGUGCACCAGAGUCAAGACGCGCAGGGCGGGCAGCGCAUCCUCAAGGAGUCCCUGCACGGGCGGGAACUAACAUGCGUUUGCCACGUCGGGGUUUUGCAGGCACCCGGGCAGGAGCCGCUGAGCACCCUUGCCACCGGCAGCGAGGAUGGCACAGUCAAUAUUCUGAGCUACAGGGCGCAGUCUCGUACGGUGACCCAGCUUGCCGCUCUGGGCGACCACAUCUCGAGCGUGAGAGCUCUGGCUGUGGCCAAGGACACUCAGCCCAAGGCAGGAAGUAUCUCUGCCGUCCUCUUCUCAGCUGGAGGGCGGGCCCAGAUUGAGUGUUACCGGAUGCAUAUUGGCCCCAGCCAUGGCUCUAGCAGCGGUGUGGUACAUCAGCUGCUCCACGUGGCUUCUCACCGCCUGGAUGAGCAGUGGGAGCGCAGGAAGAACAGGCACAAGCUCGUCAAAAUGGACCCAGAGACCAGGUAUAUGUCUAUUGAGGUCCUGGCUGGUGUGGAGUACCCAGAGCUUCCUGCUCCCUUGCUCUUCCUAGCCGCUGCUUGCAGUGAUGGCUCUGUCCGCCUCUUCCUGCUGCUUGAGCGUGCUCAGAAGCUGCAGCUUGUGGCAGAAUCCUUUCAUCAUCAGCACUGCGUCCUGAAGGUCCAGGCGUUUGCAUGUAAGACAGCAGGUGGAGGAAGAAGGCACUUGUUGAGCAGCGCUGCCACCGAUGGGAACAUUGCAUUCUGGGAUCUCGCCCCUACCCUUAAGCGUGCUGCAGAGGCCUUGAAGGUGGAAGGCACAGAAAUGAAGCUUCUGGACCUGGGUACCCCAGUCCUGACCAUCCGGGCUCACAGCUGUGGAGUGAACAGCCUCCACAUCCAACAAGCAGCUGACAGGCAUUUCCUGGUGGCCAGUGGCAGCGAUGACGGCUCCAUCUCUCUCAGCGCUGUUGAGGUGGAUGCUGGAAGCGACACCGACCAGGAAGCCAUCGCUGGGACCAGCAUCCGCCUUCUCAGAGACUCUUCGAGGCCCUGCGCCCACGCAGCUCACGUGACGGGGGUGAGGCUCCUGCAGCCGGACUUCCUCCUCUCUGUUUCGGUGGACCAGCGGAUGACGCUCUGGCACCUUCGCGAGGACAGCCUGUCUUUCGUCAGCAGCAAAUUCUGCCAUGUGGCCGAUGUGGCUGGCCUGGAGUGUUGGGAGGUUGGGGCCCGUGACUGCCACAGCGUGAUCUGUGGGCAGGGGCUGGAGAUCCUCCGCUGCAGCCUAGAUUUGCCAGACUCCUCUUCCGAGUCAGGACUUUUCACUUUUCGGCUGCUGCGGCUUGUGGCACCUGUUCAGAGGGAUUUGCUCGGUUGCGCAAAGUCCUGCACUCAAUAAUUCAGCGGUUGAGCCCUG